This is a messenger RNA of Lactuca sativa (garden lettuce), 1902 nucleotides long. RefSeq lists its product as uncharacterized. Lineage: Eukaryota; Viridiplantae; Streptophyta; Magnoliopsida; Asterales; Asteraceae. Gene Ontology annotation, molecular function: hydrolase activity, hydrolyzing O-glycosyl compounds. Gene Ontology annotation, biological process: carbohydrate metabolic process. The record is from RefSeq and is a predicted model, not a curated record.
AAUUUAUCAUCUUCUACAGCACACAUAAAAGCAAAGAUUCAUCAUUCACACAAACAUAUGUUCGAAGACAACCAUAGAGAGAGAGAGAGAAACAGAUUCAGCAAAUUUUGGUCUCAAGUCACAAUCACCACCGAUUAACAUCACCUCCAGAUCCAAAGUUUGGUCUUAACAAACCAACUUUCAAGUUUCAGAAGAGUAUUUCCACGAUUGAGCUCAGAUUGCUUCAUCUACAUGGUAGAUAUUGACUAACUUAUUGUUAUUAAUGAUUCCAGGUUAAAUGGAGAACAAAAUGAGGAUGAGGAACAAAUACAGGAAACCAACCACUUUACAUUGCUAUGCAGGAAGCAGAUAUAGCAAGUUAUCAAUCGUGGUAUGCAGCCUCAUAGGAUGCCUAAUUAUGUUCCACUUCUACUUCUUGAAUCAAAGUCAACAAAGUCAAACUGGAGUUCCACAAAUGCAAUCAAAUUAUCAUCCAUUAUAUCGUGAACUCAUAGAAGUUGAAGAUGACACCAUUAAAAUCCCACCACCAAGGAAAAGAUCACCACGUGCUAUAAAACGAAAACCUAAAAGGCCAACCACAUUGAUUGAGGAGUUUCUUGAUGAAUCUUCUCAACUUAGAUACUUAUUCUUUCCUGGUGUAAAAACAGCCAUUGAUCCGAUGAAAGAUGGUGGAAAUGAGAGUUUUUAUUAUCAUCCUGGAAGGAUUUGGUUGGAUACUGAUGGGAAUCCUAUUCAAGCUCAUGGAGGUGGGAUUCUGUAUGAUGAUAGAUCAUCAAUGUACUAUUGGUAUGGUGAAUAUAAAGAUGGGCCCACUUAUCAUGCUCACAAAAAGGCUGCAGCCCGGGUUGACAUCAUAGGAGUAGGUUGCUAUUCUUCGAAAGAUCUCUGGAAAUGGAAAAACGAGGGAAUCGUUUUACCCGCAGAACAAACCGACGAAACUCACGAUCUCCACAUUUCCAAUGUUUUAGAACGCCCAAAAGUAAUCUACAACCAAAACACAAACAAAUACAUAAUGUGGAUGCACAUCGACGACACCAACUACACCAAAGCCGCAGUCGGAAUCGCCGUUUCCGAUUCCCCCACCGGCCCCUUCACCUACAUCAAAUCCACCCGACCGCACGAUUCCGAUUCCCGCGACAUGACAAUCUUCAAAGACGAUGACAACACCGCCUAUUUAAUAUAUUCUUCUGACGACAACUCCGAGUUGCACAUCGGGCCCCUCACACAGGACUACCUCGAUGUGACACCCGUUGUCAGACGGGUGCUGGUGGGCCAGCACCGCGAAGCGCCAGCCCUUUUCAAACAUGAAGGUACCUAUUACAUGGUCACUUCGGGUUGUACGGGCUGGGCUCCAAAUGAGGCGCUGGCCCACGCUGCUGAGAAUAUUAUGGGGCCGUGGGAGACUAUGGGGAACCCGUGUGUCGGGGGUAAUAAGGUCUUUCGACUUACGACUUUUUUUGCGCAAAGUACGUUUGUGUUUCCGUUACCCGGGUUUCCGGGUGUUUUUGUGUUUAUGGCGGAUAGAUGGAAUCCGGCGGAUUUGAGGGAUUCAAGAUACGUGUGGCUGCCUUUGUUGGUUGGUGGACCGGUUGACAGACCGCUUGAUUAUUCGUUUGGGUUCCCGUUGUGGCCACGGGUUUCCAUUUAUUGGCAUAAGAGAUGGAGACUUCCGUAUAAAUUGAGUGCGAAGAAAUGAUUUUUUAUUUUUUUUUAUUUUUUUUUACGGGUAUACGGAGUGUUUGUACAUUAUAUAUAUACUGGUGGUAGUAUGUAUUGUUGUGUAUGAGCGUGUGUAAUUAGAGAAAUAAUGUUGAGCAUGUUAGAUUAUGGGAACAAGGUAUUUGUUAGUGAGUCUAGUUUAACAGAAGCAAUUUAUAUGACAAAGCCACAAAAUCAUAUGAA